AUGCAGAAGGUUACUCUUUGCUCAACAACAGGAGUACGCCUUUUCAUCUUUGGUUGGGUGUUGACCACAAUCACCAACUUCCCUUCUGCUUUCACUCAUACUUCUAUCAAUGCAGCUGUCCUCAAAAUGGAUAAGUAUUUGAAUGAGUCCUAUACCGAUCGUUACCGUCCCCUGGAUCAUCACGAGGUUUCAUUGAUUAAAUCUGGGAUCAAUAGCGUAUGGUACGCUGGCCAAGUGGCUGGGGCACUAAUGAGCCCUUAUGUGUGCGAUAAUUGGGGUAGAAAACGUGAGUUUUCUCAAUUUCGUCUUCAAAAUGUUACUUCUUUUCAUCCAAUAAAGCUAAAUUGGGUCGUUUUAUGA
Molecule: messenger RNA, 360 nt
Organism: Haemonchus placei
Lineage: Eukaryota; Metazoa; Nematoda; Chromadorea; Rhabditida; Trichostrongylidae
Source: the annotation of a GenBank genome assembly